AUGUGGGUAGAAACUGACAGCUUCGAGAUUGCUAAGUCUAUUGGCUCUUUGACAGAGCUUACAUAUCUCGGUCUUGGAGAGAAUCCUAUCCAUGGAAUUAUUCCUCCACAGCUUGGAAAUCUCUCCAAAUUGCAAGUUCUUGAUCUAUCAAGCUCUUCUCAAAUGGUUGUUGACAAUCUUGAAUGGCUCUCCCAUUGCACUUCUUUGAUGACCAUUUUCAUAUCAAAUUGUCUGCUUCCUAAGGUAGAUACUUCCUCUCUUUCCUUCACAAAUAAUUCCUUCCUUUUCCUUAAAUCUCUUCAACUGUCUGAAAAUUCUAUACACCCUUCAACAAUUACUUGGUUAUUAAAUUCUAGUAUCAAUCUUGAGAAGCUUGUGCUCACAAAUAAUGUCAUAGAGGGAACCUUUCCAAAUUCCUUUGGACACAUAACAUCUCUUGAAUAUGUUGACUUGUCAGGGAAUGAACUUGGCAUAAUGGGAGUACCAAAAUCCUUGAGCAACCUUACAAAACUUAAGUACUUAGAUUUGUCUCAUAACAAUCUUAAAGGAACUUUACAUGAUCUUUUAGGAAACCUAUUAGGAUCAACCAAAAGCUCUUUAGAAAAUUCGUUCAAUUCUAUAUUUGUUCUUGAUUUUUCUCACAACCUUUUAUCUGGAAGCAUUCCUGCUGAUUAUUGGGGGAAUUUUCAGUUUUUGAUUGUUCUAAAUUUAGCACACAACAUGUUGUCUGGAGAGAUCCCAAGCUCAAUUAGUAUGCCAAUACUUCAAACUCUUCAAUUGAGCCACAAUAACCUCUCAGGAACUUUGCCUUCUUCGUUGAAAACAUGUGGUUUUCUACGAAUUCUAGAUUUAGGGUCAAACAAUUUGACAGGACCAAUACCACCAUGGAUCGGAGAAAUACCAAAAAUAUUGGUUUUACUUAGUUUGAAGUCAAAUAAUUUUUAUGGAAGUAUACCAUUGAAUCUUUGUAAUGUUUCAACAAUGCAAAUUUUAGAUCUCUCCUCAAAUGAUUUAUCGGGGUCCAUUCCUUCUUGCAUUAAAAAUUUCAAAGCAAUGGUUGAAGAUUAUUAUGAUCCAAAGACCAUUAUUCCUUCAAUUCCUGUUGUAACUACUACCCCAGGAGUAGGGUUUGACGAUUCGUAUAUAAAUACUGCAUCAUUUAUAUGGAAAGGAACACAGUACAAAUAUGAUAAGAAUUUGGGAUUAUUACGAAUCAUUGACCUAUCAAAUAACAAAUUCAAUGGUGAGAUUCCUAUCGAAGUGUCUUAUCUUUCUCAAUUACGUCAACUAAAUCUGUCAUGUAAUAAUUUUUCCGGAGCAAUUCCUAGAAAUAUUGGAAACUUGAACAAGCUAGAAUUGCUUGAUUUGUCUCGCAACAAAGUUUUUGGUGAAAUUCCCAUAAGCCUGGCUGAAAUAUCUUCUUUGAAUUACUUGGAUCUGUCAAAUAAUCGAUUGUCAGGAAGAAUUCCUACAAGCACUCAAUUGCAAACUUUUGAUCCAUCUCGAUAUACCAUGAAUUUUGGACUCUGUGGACCUCCAAUAUCAAGAUCAUGCCCAGGAGAUGAGCCAUCUGAUCCUCAAUCUCCAGCUAAUGAUAGUGAUCAAGGUGCCCUCAAACCUAAUUAA
Messenger RNA from Humulus lupulus (European hop), 1626 nucleotides. RefSeq names its product receptor-like protein EIX1. NCBI's taxonomy places the organism in Eukaryota, Viridiplantae, Streptophyta, Magnoliopsida, Rosales, Cannabaceae. The record is from RefSeq and is a predicted model, not a curated record. The transcript has a single exon. Gene Ontology annotation, molecular function: protein binding. Bases 1 to 1626 code for a protein of 541 amino acids.